AUGUUGGAAAAUGGAGAUGUGAAGAGACGGCGGGUGGAUCAUUCUCACUCCACAGAGGAGACACCCGUGCGAAUGAUUUCCAUCCACACACAACCAAAAGAAGAAGAAGAAGAAGAAAACGAAAAAAAGGAAAAAAAGGAAGAAGAAGAAGAUCAAUCAAAACAACAUGAACAACAUCCAUUAACUUCUGAUAAUGGCAUUUCCCCAGAAGUAGACGACAAUGAAGAAGAAGAGGAGGAAGAGGAGGAAGAAGAUCUCAACAUGGAGGAACACGCCCUCUUCUCCAGUCCUCUCGGAUUAACACCCCACCCAAACCAUAUAAACAAUAUAAACCAUAUAAACAAUAUAAACAAUAUAAACAAUAUAAAUAAGAAAUCCUCCUCAUCCUCAUCAUCAUUGCCGAAUGGACAAACAUCAAACAGACGGGAAUCAUCGCUGGAGCGCCGCAGUCGCCGACCGCCGGAUGUACGCGGCGCCGUCACAACACUUCGCUCUCUCGCCCAACUCGAGACUUUUCUCCACACGCCGUCCUCACCACACGAUGGAAAUAAUAGUGCGAUGUCUGUGAACUGCACAUCCCUUGCCAGUCUGCAGCCGCUGCGUAGAGGCGAGACUGUUAUUGUGAUUCUCCACAAUGGACGCAGUCAUGUGCGGGAGUUGCUGCAGCACACAACAGAGAAACUUUCACAAUGCCGUAUUUUCCGUUUGGAUCUCAGUGCCCUCCCGCCGUGUGAGUAUGAGACCCGGGAUGAUUCCUCUGCAUCAUCCACACACCACCACAGACAUGAGAAAACGGAAAUAACACCAGAAAAGAAAGAAUGUGUUCAUAAAGACUCCGCUCAAUUACCACUUCCAGUGGAAGAGAUGGAGUUGCAGGAAACAGAUUACGCCCCAUCCUUUUCUUCUCAAAUCUCACUCGGCACGGAACGUGUUAUGCAGCGGGUGUGUGGACUUCUCCGCGUAGAUGAGAUAUUAAACCCAGACACACAUCACAGUAAUGGAUCUCAACAACAACAACAACAACAGGACUCUAUACAUUCCACACCACCACAACAGCAACAACAACACCGCAGCGGCAAACGUGAAGAGUUGAUGUUGCCUGCAAUGGUGGUAUGGCGUGCGGAGGGCGGCUCACCAGACGAAUAUGUGCAUCUCAAUAAUGAUCCAAACACCAACAGUGAUCAUCUGGAUAAUAAUAAUAAUAAUAAUAAUAAUAAUAAUAAUAAUAAUAAUGGAAAGAGUCCGGAGUGUAAGCCGGCGAUGAUUCCCACUCCUCCACCUGGAAGACCAUUGGUGGUGAAACAACUCACAUCCGUAGAUCAACUCCAUUCUCUUUCUCUGUUCACACCCGUUUACACCGUAACACAUCUUCUUCGUACUAUUGCGAAAACAGCACUUUUAUCAACAACAGCAGCGGAAGUUUCAAAUUCCCGUACAUUUAUUUACUUUGGGGCCUCCUGGUGUCCGCCGUGUAUGCGUAUUGUAAAUGCCCUGCCGGCGAUGAUACAAGAAGAUCUUCCACGCAAUAUCACCUGCACGGUAAAGGCAGAUAUGGAUCUCGCCACGCCUCUCUUUGAGUUCUUUGGUGUGGAGAUUAUUCCCUCAUUUGUGAUUCUCGAUAAUGAUAUUCUCCGCAGUGCUGGUGAUUGGAAUGCGAUCUGUCAUCCUUCUCAUCAUUCCUCUUCGCUGCCGGAAGAAGUGUUGGCACCACUGCGGGAUGCCCUGCGACGGGCGGAGGUUGGACGCAUUCAAAACUCCCAACGAGUGCUCGUACGGGCAUUUAUAGAAAAACACGCGAGUGAACUGAAGUUUGAUGAUGACUUUUGA
Molecule: messenger RNA, 1827 nt
Organism: Trypanosoma theileri
Lineage: Eukaryota; Euglenozoa; Kinetoplastea; Trypanosomatida; Trypanosomatidae
Exons: 1
Coding region: 1-1827 (608 amino acids)
Source: RefSeq, a predicted model, not a curated record